Cornus florida is the source of this 2105-nucleotide messenger RNA. RefSeq names its product putative glycerol-3-phosphate transporter 1. Lineage: Eukaryota; Viridiplantae; Streptophyta; Magnoliopsida; Cornales; Cornaceae. Bases 189 to 1757 code for a protein of 522 amino acids. The record is from RefSeq and is a predicted model, not a curated record. Gene Ontology annotation, molecular function: transmembrane transporter activity. Gene Ontology annotation, cellular component: membrane. The transcript has 3 exons. Gene Ontology annotation, biological process: phosphate ion homeostasis; transmembrane transport.
GCUGAAAGUGUGUUUGACGUUUUUGUGUUCGUUAAGCAACUGAGAAACCAGAGAGAAAAACAGAGCAUUCUAGAGAGAGAAACAAGCGAUCUAAAUCAAUUCAGCUAAGCGAGUUGCUCUUUCUUAUAUCUUUAAGAGGAAGUUCGAUCCUUUUUUCCUAUUUUCGCUUUCAAAAUAAGAAUCUAUACAUGGGUUCAUUGUUAGAACCGGCACCAAAGGAGAAUUAUAGCAAGCCGCUCGGAAUUCGAUUCUUAGAGCACAUAAAAGGAUCCAAACUCUCUUUCAAAACCCACCAAACCAUUGUCUUGAUUUUAACAUUCAUUGCAUACGCAAGCUACCAUGCUACCCGAAAAACUACCAGCAUUGUGAAAAGUGCACUCGAUCCACAAUCAUCAGAUUUUGGCUUGAAGUUCUCCCUGUGGCAAAGAGCUUACUUUAAAGAACCGGUUGAAGGCAAAGAUCUAAGGGUCCUUGGAAGUGGCUGGGCGCCCUUUAACGGAUCAGAUGGCACAGCCUUGCUUGGUGAAAUUGAUGUGGCUUUCCUUUCAUUUUAUGCUGCAGGAAUGUACUUCUCUGGGCAAUUGGGUGACAGAAUGGAUCUUAGGUUAUUUUUAACAGUGGGAAUGGUGGGAACUGGUUUGUUCACUUCCCUUUUUGGAGUUGGGUACUGGGCAAACGUCCAUGUUUUCGCUUAUUACUUGAUUGUUCAAAUGUUUGCCGGUUUGUUCCAAUCCACUGGUUGGCCUUCAGUUGUGGCCGUGGUGGGGAACUGGUUUGGGAAAAGAAAGAGAGGGCUCAUAAUGGGUAUAUGGAAUGCUCAUACAUCCGUCGGGAACAUCACUGGUUCUUUGAUUGCUUCAGCUCUGUUGCAGUAUGGAUGGGGUUGGUCCAUGGUGGUCCCUGGUGUCAUGAUUGCUUUCGUAGGCUUGAUGGUUUUUGUUUUGUUGCCCGUUAAUCCUGAGACCGUUGGAGCUGAUAGAGACGAAGAUGAAUUGCAGUCUCCCCAAAAAAGUGGGGACGGAAUAACAGAAUCUUUGUUGCAAUCAGAUACAGAAAGUAAGGAGAAAGCUGUGGGAUUCAUAGAAGCAUGGAAGAUUCCUGGGGUUACUACUUUUGCCCUUUGCCUCUUCUUCUCCAAAUUGGUUGCUUAUACAUUUCUCUAUUGGCUUCCUUUCUACAUUAGCCACACAGCUAUUGAUGGCAAGUAUCUAUCUAGUACGGCAGCUGGUAACUUAUCUACAUUGUUCGAUGUUGGAGGGGUGGUCGGAGGUAUCCUUGCUGGACAUAUUUCCGAUCAUCUAAAUGCCAGAGCCAUAACAGCUGCAAGUUUCAUGUACUGUGCUAUCCCAGCUCUCUUCUUGUACAGAACCUAUGGGAACAUUUCUCUGUCUAUAAACAUCAUUCUCAUGUUAAUCACCGGCAUGUUUGUCAAUGGGCCUUAUGCUCUUAUAACAACAGCUGUUUCAGCUGAUCUCGGGACACACAGCUCACUGAGAGGCAAUUCGCGUGCUCUCGCAACAGUGACAGCAAUCAUAGACGGAACAGGCUCUAUUGGGGCAGCUAUUGGACCAUUGAUAACAGGUUACAUUUCUUCCUCGAGCUGGAAUGCAGUUUUCACAAUGCUGAUGGCAGCGGCGCUAGUAGCUGGAUUGCUUCUGACUAAGCUUGUUGUGGCCGAGGUGACUGCAAAGAUUGAGGAGACGAGGUCACAAGGAACUCCCACAUCAAGAUCUCCGGCAGCUGCGCUUGAAGUGUGAUUUUUUUUUUUUAAUUCAAAGGUGAUAAAAGAGGACCUGUAUCAUGCUGUGUGUGAAAACCAGGCGUUUUCAAGCUCUUGAAACAGCCCCUCGGAUUUUCAGAUGAAGAAGGGCAAAGUAUAUGCUAUUCAAGACAGAAAAGGGCGAUUUUUUUUUUUACCUUCAUCACCAUUCAAAGUAUGAAAGUGAAAUUGAGGGCCAUUUGGUUUACACAUAUGUAAUACAUGUAUAUGCACAUUGGUUGAAUGUGUAUAUAAAGCAUUGCUUCCGGAUAGAUGAUUGUUGAGUGUGUAUUGUGAAAGUUUUUGAGUUAGCAAAAUUAUUGAAAAUAUCGAAUUUAUGCGUCAA